GCCCACGCCCUCUCCCUCUCCACACACCCAGCAUGUCGAAGCACGUCAAAGACGCCACGCGCUUCACAGCGACCGGAGUAUGGGCGCACACAAGACCAGGCGGACGCGCCUCGACGCUGCAAUUCGCCGACCCAGCACCCAAGAACGAGACGCCGCAGCAGAAAGUCAAGAGGCUGAGAGAGGCAGCGAAUAGGGCGAAGUUGGCACAGGUGACAAAGUGGGAUUAUGCGUAUUUGUAUGGGAGGAUGGCUGCAGAUGCGGCGCAUAGGUUUACGGUUUAUGGGCUGAUUUUCGCUACGGGCUGUGUUGGUGUCCUCGCUGUCUUCUCGAUAGGAGACAUGAUCGUCUACAACCGCCGGAAACGCGCAAUCUACUUCGCCGACCAAGAGCGCGAACAAGCCAAGAUCCUCGAAAUCGCCCGGUCCGCCGUCGCAGCUGGAACCGCAUCGCCCGCGCAGACGGCGCUCGUGACAGGAAUUGCCGAGGAGGAGGAGGCGAUGGAGAAGAAGAAGACAGAGAGGAAAGCACCUUCCAAGCUGCUGUGGUGGCUGCAUGGUGACUGGAAGGAGGAGAAGCUGCUGGAGGAGCAGAGAAAGGCUGCGCUGGCGGAGUUCAAGAAGGCGGAGGCGGAGGCGCAGAGUUCGGGUGUCAAUGCUGGUGUUGCUAGUGUGACUGCUGCGGUGCAGGAGGCGCGGGAUAAAGUGUCGGACAAGGUGUCGAGCACUCUGUCGACAUCAACGUCCACAUCGACACCAGUUGUCGGCGGUCCGCUGGACCAGGAGGCCGCGAAGGCGACUCAGAAGAUUGAGCAGACAGGCAAGGGCUGGCUGGGGUGGAUGUGGGGAUCCACCAAGAAAGAGUAGGACUCUCACGUUGAGCAAAAAAAAAAAAAAAAGGAGGCAAGGACCUCCGUGUACUAUACUCGACUUCCAGCCUGUACAUCGCUGUUUCACUAUCAUGUAUGCAUCGCGGAGUCAGACGGCACAUGUAGACGGGCGCUGGGUAUCUCUGACAUUCGUGUCUAUAAUUGCAUAUCGACCAUCGGCCGACCAGCAUUCUAUAGAUUCCCCUGGCCUGCGACGGGCA
This is a messenger RNA of Macroventuria anomochaeta, 1086 nucleotides long. RefSeq lists its product as uncharacterized. Bases 33 to 863 code for a protein of 276 amino acids. The record is from RefSeq and is a predicted model, not a curated record. The transcript has 2 exons. NCBI's taxonomy places the organism in Eukaryota, Fungi, Ascomycota, Dothideomycetes, Pleosporales, Didymellaceae.